UCAUGCAACUCGUCGUCUCUUGUGGUUGUGGUCUUCAGAGUGUUGUCGUACGGAAACCCUAAGUUGGUUGCUCUCGCCAUUUGCAGGUUAAUUUCCUGAUUCACUCAACCAAAGCUGUGUCAGAUGUCUGAACUAAUGGAGCGAUUCUCGGAGCUUUUUAGUGUCUCCUCUGAUUCCGUCACUUCCAAACGACGUUACCCUUGACAUCGUAGCUCGCGUACCCAGAAGCCACUACCCGACUCUCUCCCUCGUCUCCAAGAGUUUCCGGAAACUCAUCGCCUCGUCUAAGCUCUACAAGAGGCGAUCUCAGCUAGGUAUCACCCAAAACCGUCUCUUCGCCGUCCUCCGCAACAGCAACACCGGUGAUUUCAGUCUCUACAUCCUUCACAGGAAACUCAACUGCACUAACCGCUUGGUCCUUGUCCAGUCACUUCCCACCAUGUCUUCCCGUGGAAGCUAUGUCCCUGUUGGUUCGAAGGUGUAUGUGUUUAACGAUAUCGACGCGCUCAGCAUUGACUGCACAUCUCACACGGUGCAGCCCAUCCCCGACAUCCCUCAGCGCAUGUCCUUUAAAGUGGUUAACGCGGUCGGGAAGAAGGUUUAUGUACUCGGUGAUUCGUUUUGUCAUGUGAUUGAGGAGGGUGGUGGGUGGUGGAAAGGGUGGAGGAAGGCAGUGACAGUGUUCGAUACAGAAACACAAUCCUGGGGGGCUAAGUUGGUUAAGGAAGACAUGGCUGUAGGUCUAGGCCCCUUUUGGUCUGACUCUGUGGUGAUGGAGGGUAAGGUUUACUUGAAAGGCUGCAUCAACCGCAACUCUUUUGUUUAUGGACCAGUGGGAAAGAAAUGGGAAGUGAUGGACGAGACGAUGAACUCUGAGGACUGGGAAGGUGCGUGUGUGGUUGAUGAUGUCCUCUACUAUCACGAUUGUUCCGGGAAGGCGGUUUUGAGGGCUUUUGAUCGAAAGCAGAGGUGUUGGAGUGUUGUCAACGGUUUGGAAGAGUUUUUGGCGGCUGAGACUUCUCAGUCGAAGUGGUGUGAUGCGGUGAGCUACGGCGAGAAGAAGCUGGCUCUCUUCUUUCCUAAAAAACAUGAGGGCAGUAAGAUCAUUUGCUGUGCGGAGAUCGCUUUGGAAAGACGCCAAGGAGGAGAGAUUUGGGGUAAGAUGGAGUCGUGUGAUGUUGUCGUUGACGAUGGGGUGUCUGAACUGGUGAAGUGUGUGGCUGUUAGCGUUUGAUGCAAUGCAGCAUGAUAAUAACAUCUCUAUUUAGAUCCCUUCGUAUUUUAAAUUAUCCUAAAUGCCAUCUCGUGUGGUUGAUCGUUUAUGUUAAGACAAAACCUUGAGAGCGUGUUGUUGUUUAAAACUUUGCUACAUGUUUUGUUAAAUUUGCUAUGUUUUAUUUUUGAAUC
This is a messenger RNA of Brassica oleracea var. oleracea, 1407 nucleotides long. RefSeq names its product F-box/kelch-repeat protein At4g38940-like. NCBI's taxonomy places the organism in Eukaryota, Viridiplantae, Streptophyta, Magnoliopsida, Brassicales, Brassicaceae. The record is from RefSeq and is a predicted model, not a curated record. Bases 440 to 1234 code for a protein of 264 amino acids. The transcript is spliced from 2 exons. Gene Ontology annotation, molecular function: protein binding.